AAAAGUAAUUGACUGAUACAGCAAGGAGUGAAUGAGUGAGAAGGGAAUCAUGUGAAGUGCCGCCACUCGCUGCUCUCUCUUUCUAUCUCUCUUUGUGUUUGUGUUCUAUCAAAAUCAAAACAACCUUCUUCUUCAACCUUAAACUUCUAAGGUUUUGGUUUUUUCUCUGUAAAUUAUUCUGAGAAGAAGCACCUUCAAUCAUCAAUGGCUUCAACAGCCUCAAGGUUCAUCAAGUGUGUCACUGUUGGGGAUGGAGCUGUAGGGAAAACUUGCAUGCUCAUUUGCUACACUAGCAACAAAUUCCCCACGGACUAUAUCCCCACAGUGUUUGAUAAUUUCAGUGCAAAUGUGGUCAUGGAAGGCAUUACUGUCAAUUUAGGCCUCUGGGAUACAGCUGGGCAAGAGGAUUACAACAGGCUGAGGCCUUUGAGCUACAGAGGGGCAGAUGUCUUUGUCUUGGCUUUUUCUUUAGUUAGCCGUGCGAGUUAUGAGAAUGUGUUGAAAAAGUGGAUCCCUGAGCUCCAGCAUUUUGCCCCCGGCGUCCCGGUGGUACUAGUUGGAACCAAACUGGAUCUCCGCGAAGACAAGCACUAUUUGGCUGAUCAUCCUGGCCUGGUGCCCGUGACUUCUGAGCAAGGUGAAGAACUCCGCAAACAAAUUGGAGCGACCUAUUAUAUUGAGUGCAGCUCAAAAACUCAGCAGAAUGUCAAAGGAAUAUUUGAUGCUGCCAUCAGGAUGGUCAUCAAGCCUCCACAAAAGCAACAGGAGAAAAGGAAAAAACCACGGCGAGGCUGUUUCCUAAAUGUCCUCUGUGGAAGGAACAUUGUUCGACAUAACUGAAGCACUAUCUCUAUCUCAUCCAAAGGUUUUACCUGCUACCGGGGAAGCUGUUACCAUCCUGCAGAAAUUUUUAAUUCUCAACAUAAAAUCACUUGGCUGGAGUUUGCAGUAUAGCUACUACAUACAUUUGGUUGUUUUUUUAUUAGUUUUAUGUCUUGAGGGAUGGUGAAACAUUUACACCUGAUGUUUUGUAAAGAAAAUGCACUCAAUUUGUUGGCUAGCUAUCAUUUUGUUUGGAAGUGAUCAAGUUACAAUGUACAUGCAGCAUAAAUGAGGUUUAUGAUCCUUGUGAAAAGUUAGCUUAUUUUAAGUUCA
Messenger RNA from Lotus japonicus, 1155 nucleotides. RefSeq names its product rac-like GTP-binding protein ARAC8. NCBI's taxonomy places the organism in Eukaryota, Viridiplantae, Streptophyta, Magnoliopsida, Fabales, Fabaceae. The record is from RefSeq and is a predicted model, not a curated record. Gene Ontology annotation, molecular function: GTPase activity; GTP binding; protein kinase binding. Gene Ontology annotation, cellular component: plasma membrane; cytoplasmic vesicle; cytoskeleton. Gene Ontology annotation, biological process: small GTPase-mediated signal transduction; regulation of actin cytoskeleton organization; actin filament organization. The coding region runs from base 205 to 840 and encodes 211 amino acids. The transcript has 8 exons.